Dentiscutata erythropus is the source of this 181-nucleotide messenger RNA. The record is from the annotation of a GenBank genome assembly. Lineage: Eukaryota; Fungi; Glomeromycota; Glomeromycetes; Diversisporales; Gigasporaceae.
UUCUUUAACAAGACCACAAAUUUUAUCCAUCAUUAAAUCUUUAAUUCCUCUUUUAGAUGAUGUGGAUCGAUCAUGUUUUCAAGAUUUGUCGAGUAAGUCUCGUAAUAACUUAAUAAAUAUUCUUCAAGAAAUUAGGAAUAUAUUAGCCGACAAUGGUGUUAAUCCUAAUAAUGAAGUGUAA